AUGUCCGAUUCACCUCAUGUUGCCAUAACAAUAGCAAACUCGAUAUUUAUUAUCACCUGCACUGUGGGAAACUGUCUCGUAUGCGCCGUAGUGCUGAGAAAUCGAGACAUGAGGUACAGAAACCAAUUCAAAUUAGUCUAUAUUCAUAUAGCUAUUUUUGGCUGCGUUCAACGUUCGAUGGAUUACAGUAAAAGCCUGCAACCAAAAACGUAGUUUUUAAGAACCUGUUAGGCUAAAAUUUGCCAGUUAGGCCCCCUCUAUACAAGAACCUGUUUUCUCUAAAAUUUGAAACAGAGGUUCCACUAAAAGCUCAACGCAUUUUUUUCUUCAGAAAAUAAGAAAAACCUAACUAGCCAUUUAGGCAAACUUGAGAAUAUGCACAGUGGUGCUGCAGGUUCUUAGUUACGGAUUUAACUGUAGUAAAUCGCUGUGUAAAGUGCGUUCAAGAAACAUUUCAGGGGAGAGUUAGAUUUCUAAGCAAAGGUCGCUGUAUAAAGUGUUUUUUUUUUUUUGCUGUAGUGGGGGUUGUGCGCUUGCCUUUGAUUAAGCUCGAAAUAACUAUUUAUUCGCCACAUUUCGAUGAAAAACUAAAAUGGAACACGCUCCAACUAAAACUCUCCAUGUUCAGCACAUUUUUUUUGUACAUUUCUGUACCACGCUUUAUGGAGGACGUUAACAAAACUUGGAAAAAAUGCCAGUGAAUAUAAGGACGCUCUUGUAAACACAAAAAAGGGGGGGAAAUUGGUUAUUUUUGAGGCCCAAUUUAAAAGCCUUCUCUGUUUUCAAUGUUCUUAAGACUUGCAAGGUAUAUUUAUAGACGAUUGAUCUCGGGAUUGCAAAAUUUAUAAAAAAAUUUAUCCGGCGGUUUUUUGAAAAAUGCGAAAUUUGUAGGCAUGGACCAAAUUAUGUGAAAAACUGUAACGAAAGCAGCUAAAUGCAAGUUAAUAAAAUUCUUCUUACUCGAGAUCGCCCGGAGCAAUUACCCUCUUUUUGAAGCCGCGUUUCCAAAGCUUAUCAUUUUCUUAAAAAAUUAGCUAAUUGUGUGGAUAGCAUGCUAUUUCACCGUUCUUAUGAUACUUAAAACUUCGUUUCAAAAUAUCUCGAAAACGCUCUCAUAGAAUUUGUUCAAACUUUGCCAUAAUUGAGGCAAUUAUGGCAGGUACAAACUCCCUGAAGCGAUUUCUUAAAAAAACUCUUGGUACAGAGAAACACAAAGAUAAAUAAAAAAACGUAAUGGCGUUGUUACGUUGCCAUGGCGACUCCGAUUGCAAUAAAACCCAGAUCAUAACAAAUUUUCAUCUUUAUAUAAUACAGUAGUGGUAAUCUUUUUUCCAUAUCUUUACUCAUGGCGACGUAGUUAAUGCUCAAACUUGGGAGGUAUCCCCCCCAAAAAAUCCAGUCGAGCCACCUUAAGUGAGGUUUUCGCCGCCUUGGCUGUCGGAUAUUAGGGAGUUUACGCAAUGACGACGGCGUCGGCUACGAAAACGUCACUUAAAAAGUGAAUGUGCGCUGCCUCAAACUUAAUUGCGCUUAUUCCAUCUAUAGUUUAAUUCGUCAAAUGUUGGCAAAUUAUUUUGGAGUUGAAUUCUAAAAGACUGCGUCAAAGUUCAGGAAAAGAAAAAGAAAGUUGUUGUCUUUUGUUCCGGUCCUCGACAAAACGUGAAAUUAGGCAGCUUCACGUUGUAGUCUUGCAACGACAGCAGGAAAAUGUACAAAAAAGCGUGAUGAACUUGCAAAGUUGUUGUUAUGCUUGUCUAAACCUGUUGCUUUUUUGCCGUUCUCGUUGCUGUCGCCGUCGUUGUUGCGUAAACUCCCUAUUAGGGGGGUUUAUACGAGAGAAAAAUCCCGGCUUACUCUGGCCGCAGCUUACAUAAGACGCGAAAGAAACCAUUUACAUGUAUACGAGUACGGCUUACGUAAGAUGGAAACUGCUCUUGUAAAUGGUUCACGUCUUGGUUCACGGCAAGACGGUCCAUUGAUGACGUAGUUUGUUUUUGUGGCUCGGGUAAUUUUUAACAAUGGCUCGAGCGACGAAAAUGCGAAAGGAUUGGCUUCGGUCAGGAAAAUCGCCAAAUUUUACACUGUUCUUUUCGUUUCAACUUAAUUUUUUAAGUUUAGUUUAGCAAAACAACAACUCUGCACGUGCAUCACUGCACGAUUGACGACGUGAAAAUGCCUAAUUUCACGUUUUAUAGAGGACGUAAAUACAAGAAAACGACUUUCUUUUUCUUUUCUCGAACUGCGAUACGGUCUUUAGGAUUCAACUCCAGAAAAAAGUGCCAACAUUCGACGAAUUGAACAAGAUGGAUAUAAUCGCUACAAAGUUUUCAGCAGCACGACUUCACUUUUUAAGUGAUGUUCUUGUAACCGUCGCCGUCGUUGUUGCUUAUAAGCUUUCACGAGACUUUUCUGAUCUUUUCCGGAGCUAAGUCAAGCGCGAAAUUUCUCAAGGUCCAAAGUGCACUUCUCAGAACUGGAAGUCUGCUGUGAUUGGUCUUCGUUUUUUUUCCGCUCAAAUCAGCAGACGUUAGUGGGGCAGGAACGCGUGACGAACCCCUAAGAACGUCUGCGUGGAAGGCUACUGCAACGCGCGUCUCUCGGACAUGAAGAUCUGGGAUAUAAUAGCGCUGCGCACAGAUGACGUCACGAAAACGUGACCCCCACCGAGAUACCCCCAUAAGAUACCCCCAUCUCUGCUAGAGGUCGCAAAAACGCUUUAUGGAAGCGCACAGUUUGCGAUCAGUUCUGCUCGCCGUUUAAGCGUUUUUAGGAGCGUUCCAGUUUCGAAAUUUGAGGAACGUCCAGGGAAAUGUAAUGUAGAACAAAUCAAAACAUUGACCGCGAUUCGAGAUUCGAAUAUGCUCAAGCUCGGGGAAUUCGUCCACUACAAGACCAAACCUGUUUUAGAAUUGCUUGGCGUUUGCGAACAAACAUCAAAUGUUUCAGGGAGGUUUCGAUGAUAAUUUUUCUGGAUAUCCUGAAAACUGACUCAGUGCGUCACGCCGGUGAGGUGUUGAAAACAAUGAGAAUUCACAAAAAAUGCCCAAGGUCGACGAUUGAGUCUACCCAAGAGACUAUAAAGGGGACAGAGAGGGCAUCCCCCAUAUACACCCUAUUCCAUAGGUAAUUCGUCUCGAGUUAUUUUUAACACAACAGAUCUCAAGGGGGAUUAGACAACAGCCAAUCACAUAGCGCAAAUGUGUUCCGCGUGGAUGACCCACGCUGAGAGCCACGCGUCCUUCACGAAAUGACACAGAACAAAAUGGGGGAAGACGCGGAGAGCGAUUUUGCUAUUCCUUUUGUCGACGAAAACGACUACAGCGAGAUUUCUGCGAAAGCUGUGCCAGCGAAACCGAAAUUAAAAAAGAAUCGCCCUUCCUCUCUUGUAGAGAGCUAACAGUAGAGCAGGGAAAUCCUUAACACACUGAACAUUCUCUCAGGAUCAUUUAUAAUUUACAGUUUGAAGAGAGCAAUUUCUGGUUUGAUGUUUAUUUUUUUCAGUCUUUAUAGCGAUUAUUCCUACCCACUUACUUUGCCAAUUGUAGGCGAACCCUCCUAAAGCUGAAUUUCAAGGCACCAUAUUCAAGCUCAGAAAGAGAAAUAAAAUUUCGUCGUUGCUUAUUUACGUCCUCCAUAAAGCGCGAAAUUAGGCAUUUUCACGUCGUAGUCGUGCAAAAACGGGAAAGAAAUGAACAAAAAGUGUGUUGCACGUGCGAAGUUGUUGUUUUGCAAAUUAAACCUAUUGUUUUUUUGACGUUCUAGUUGUCGUCCGCGUCGUUGGAUCUUAAACUCCCUAAAUUUUACAAACGACCGGUUUCAAUAGACCGGCGAAAUUUCUCAUUUUAUUAAAGCGGUGAGGUUACGACAACUUCGGGUCCAGCGAUUCCUUUUUCCCAGGUGAGCGCCGACUCAUUUCGCUUCAAUAUUCAGGAAUGCUCUCGAUCUUUUUACGCUUUCAUUGCCUCUCGCCCGACAUGUUUUGCACGGCGUUUGGUCAUGCGAAACCUCCUCGAAACAUCCACGCCUCGCGCGAGGUAAAUUUAUCCCUAUUCUAAAAAUAACUCGAGACGAAUUACCUAUGGAAUAGGGUGUAUAUGGGGGAUGCCCUCUCUGGCCCCCUUAUAGUCUCUUGGUCUACCUCAAACCAUGGGCAAUGUUUGAAAUCGCUUGAGAUUUCUAAAGAAGCAUUUUAUGUUUUUAGAAGAAUUAAAUCGGAGAAUUCGUGAAAAUGGAAUAAAUUUAACCUGUCAUGUAUCUACCUCUUUCAAAACAUUUCCCGUCUGCCUGAUCACUGCCACAAAACCUAGCGUACUUCGUUUUCUUUCCGUAUUUCUCUCAUUUAUUUAGUGACUCAGACCACUUUUUCAGGGAUCCUUGAGUCCCUCUCACAUUCUUCCCAGUUGCAACGCUUGUUGCUUACUAUAUCCCGAUACAAAAACGCGAAAAAAACAAUGUUUUGACUCAACAAAAGGUAAACGCGCAUACAAAGCCUUUGAGUGAGAAGCAAAGUUUGCCUGAGUCAUGAGGGGGGUCUUUUCAGACAUGGACUAUUUUUAGAAUCUGUGCGCAGCGCUAUUGAAAACAGCGCAGCAAUCGUUCACGGCUUCAGCAAGCCGCGGACAACGUUUGAGUGCAUCUAUACAAACACUUUCACCUCCAAGGUAAGCCGCAGCUAGGAUAAGCCCAGCCCAAAACUCCUCGGCCAGGAUAAGCCGCGGCAAGACCUAGACGUGGGUUGAAUAAGCGGGUGUUUACACGAGAAAACUCGCACCGGCGCGAGUUUCAUACCAAGAUGACUUUUUAAUUUCGUAUCGCGUUUACAUGAUGACUGCGUCAUUUCCGUAUCUCGCUAUUUGAAGGUACACUUCAUGUUGAUAAAAUACACGUGUGAUUCAAAAUCGCAAACAUUUCGCGUGCGCUAACCGUUCCAGUCUAUCGGCACACCGAAACGUGUGGUCGUUUCGCGUAUACAUCAGGGGCACCCAACGGCAAUUUUCUGGAAAAUAUCUGUUCGGAAGACGAUUUGAGAACUAGAAUUUUCGGAACAUUUGUUGUAAAAUUUCUUGCUUGCCUGCCUCUCCUAGGAUUUUCGAACAUCUACAAAAUGGUAUAAUUACCCAGUUUAAACAGAUAUUUACCCUAAAAAAGUAAGGCCACCUAGAAUUUUCGGGAGCCUUUUCCUGGUUGAAAUUUUCGAAAAGGUAAGUUUUGAUCCCUAUAACUUUCGGAUCACUAGACUUUCAGCUAGGAAAUCCGAACAGAUGAAAAGUUUUUAGGGGAUAAAAAUAUGCCUAUAUCUAACGUUUAAAUACUAAAAUACGUUCAACAAUGCUAUGUUAAGUGCUUUUGAACUAUAUCCUCGUUGGGUGCCCCUGAUACAUGAUACCGUUGCGAGAUUUCGUACCGGAGAGAGAUUCUCGCCCCGGUACAACAACCGAGGUGAAAUCACGCUGGGGUGACUCGCGCCGGCAUGACAUUUUGUGGUGGUAUCAUGUAACUAAAUGUAGAGCCAUGAGAAGGAACGGGAGUGAACUCGAUCCGGCGCGAAAGUCGCCCCGGUGUCAUGUAAACACCCCAUAAGCCGUGAACGUAAAUUUUGUACCAUUUAUUACUGGGUGUUGGCGUCUUAUGUUGCCCGCGGCCAGAGAAAGCUGCAGCUUAUUUUAACGCAUAUAAACGUCCUUAUUGUGAACUGUACCUUAUCCUGCAGGAUUCCUUUCAACUAUCUACUUGUAAACCUAGCAGCAGCGGAUAUCUCUUACGUGACAUUUGCGGUACCCAAUAUAAUUUUAAUCCACCAUUUUUACCAUCCUGAGGGCCUUGCUGGCACAUUAUUAUGUACAACGCUGACAGGAACGAACUUAGCAUGGGUUGGUGGCCGUGCCUCCAUGAUCACUCUGCUUGUCAUCGCCAUUGAAAGGUACUUUGCAGUGGUUCACCCCCAUGGAAACAAAGGAAAACUUACAAAUCGCAAACUCAAGGUUUGUGAUAUUCAAAUAUAUCAUUAUGAUUGUCAUAAUUCUGCACUGUUCUGAACCUUUUCGCAGCGAUAAAUGAUCUUGAAGCAUGGUUUGAACUAUGUUUUAGCCUUGUGGUAUACUUGAUGUACUCCGCAAGUCAGGGUAUACGAGGAACUUUUAGUUACAAUAAGGAGCCAUUCAUAUAGUAAAUCAAAAACUACCAGCAAUAAAUGCUAUUCCAAGAUUAAGUAGAUACGUCCGAACCCGUUCUAGUCCGGGAAAAGAUCACCGGUGGGGUUGAUUCUCAUCAGCGCCCACCACCCGUAGCGACCACUAUUAAAAUCACUGGAGCAUUUUGUGUUCUCUAUUGCGGGAGGUUCGAAUGGAGGCUCACACUCGGAAAACAAGUGUGACGAGGGAAAACAUGAUUGACUAGUCGGGAAGUUCAGGCUUAAACAACUUCAAAGGCCUGCGCGAUUUGGACAGAGUCCCCUUUUCUCCACAAGAAAACAAGGAAGGCUCUGCUUGCAGGUUGAGAAAAGGAGUCGAUCCAUAGGCAACACCCUGGGGUUCUUACAACUUUUUAUUCGAGUAGGCUCCGCCCCGAGCUCCGAUUAAUUACUUAGCUCCUCUAAUAUCCUUCAAACUGAAGAAAAGAUUAUUCCUUCCGUUUAAAUUCCAUUGAAAAAUAGCACUCCUUUCGCAUACAGUAAACAAGAACCGAUGGCAUCACUUUUCUAAAGUCCAUGAGCAAUAUCUCACAGGAGAAAGCGAACCCAAGCAUCACCUUCUUAGCUCCAGUUGCAUGUCACUAGAAUUAAAGUAUUAAUUAAGAGAUCAGACCUGAAAAAAAAAAAUACAAAAAAGUGGUUAUAACCGGGCUACGUAACAUGUCCGCAAGUGGCGACCAGAGACCUGUUCCAUUAAUUUUACGAAGAAAUAUUACACAACACAUGCACUGACACGGCUUCAUUCGCCCUGGUAAGACAUCGCGAUCUACUUAACAAUUAUUCCACGAGUGCGCGUUGGAUAUAAAAUGAUAGAUAGCCGAAGAGGCGCGUAGCGCCGAGUUGGCUAUAAUCAUCUCAUAUCCAACAAGCGCGAGUGGAAUCAUUGUUUUAUUAAAAACGCGCACAAAAUAUCGAGAAUUCUUCCCGUCUUUAUUUGUGAAAACAACCGAUUUUCAGAUUGUUUUUAAUUUUUAGCAGACGUGUACAGUUACCAUAUUUCGAGAGCAUGGUAUAAUGGCUCAUAUACCAUGAUGGCUAAGCCAAUCAGAGCUCUAGAAUUGCAUCAUCCAAUGAUUCAGUUUUUAAUAAAAGUGACUACCUACACCAUGAAACAAAACCUUGCUACAAAAUUAUCACACUGUAACGGCUAAUCAGACCUAACCAUUGUACAAACUUGUUUUUAUUAUUCCCGGUAUUUGGAUCAUCGCUUUUAUUUAUAG
Porites lobata is the source of this 7410-nucleotide messenger RNA. The record is from the annotation of a GenBank genome assembly. NCBI's taxonomy places the organism in Eukaryota, Metazoa, Cnidaria, Anthozoa, Scleractinia, Poritidae.